CGGUAAGACUGUCUCACGGGCUCUUGAGCAAAUCGAGCGAGGAAACUCUCCGCCAACCAAAAAAUCAUCCUGCCCAGGUCAAGACUGGUCCUUGGAUCCUUCACAUGGUUACGGUGUGGGGGCCGUACCCCGAACCAUUCCACGAACCCGGUGCCGUGGGCCGCCGCCGUUCGAUGUGAAGCCAUACUGGCCAUGCCCGGUCCGGAAGCCAGAACCCAGCACGCAGUCCGGGCAUGAAGCCAUGUGGGCCAUGCCAUGAAGAAUUCUGCCAAGCCUUUCGCACUCUUUGAAGUGCCCCGACAGGUCUUCCUGCUGCAGGUGGUCGAAGACUCGCUUUCGAUCAAAGAGCUGGUCCAGCUUUCCCGGGCCUCGCGGCAAGCGCUGCACGAGGUGUUGAGGCCUUACGGGCCGAUUCUGAGCUUUGCAGCCCUUCGGCUUCCUUUGCUGGGACCAGUGAGCACUCAUGGAACCUGCCUGAAGGAUUGGAUCCAAAUCCAUCAAGCCUUGCUGACCGCUGGUCGCGGCGCGAGCGGGAGCCGCCAAGGCGCCAGCCUUGAGGAGGCCUCUUUGAGUCAGCUGAUUUCCUUUCAACAUCGACCCUACGAUGAAGCCGCUGGCACUUGGCUGGAGCCAGUCUCAUGGAGUUUCACGGGACAUGCCCUCCGGCGCUUCCUGCCGUUCUUGUGGCGACAGCUGACCGCUGCGCCGAGCUGCACGCGGCCAUGCAUGCGUGGCUCGACCUUUCUGCAGCGGCUGCCGGGUGCCGAGGGCGAGAUCUCGAAGGUGCCGCUGGCAGUGAUUGCCCUCGAUGCGACCUAUGGCUACAGUCGUCGGCAGGAUGAGUUCUUCAAUCUGGCGGCGCUGCUACUUUUGGAGGACAGGAAAGUUGCCUUGAUCUUGGCUUGGGCAGACGAGAUCUCAGAGAACGAGGGUUUCUUCAGCAUCGUGCUCAUUGGGCCAGAGCUGCAACAGCUCUUGAGGCAUGCGGCUGACUUCUUCAAGUCUCCUUGGAGUCCCUCCGCGAAGCACGAGUGGUUUGGCUUUGAGAUGUCGAGGGUCUACUCUUAUGAAGACCAGCCGCUGUUGGAGAGCCAUCCUGGACUCCGCUCCGCCCUCCGCUCGUCCGCCUUCCGCGACCUGGAACGCUUCGUGCCGCUCAUGCACGCGCUGCGGCCGGAGGGCUGGGGUAGAGGCGGCCUGAGGCCAGCGGUGGACGAGCUGAGCGGAUCUGGUGAAGGUGAAUGAAGUGGGAGGAGGGAACUUAGAUGGGUCAGUUGUGGGAUUGUCUUCCCAAAUCAAAUCCAGAAAGGAUGCGGGAGAACUUGCGCCUGUGUGGCGGGAAAAACUGGGAAACUGGAAGCUGAAAAAGGGAGCAGCACUGGAUUCCGUGGGGUUUGGGUGGUAAGGAGGCAUCCAGAAUUCUUCAGGAUAUCAUCCUACUUGUAUCAUCUUGUAUCUACUUGUAGUUACCUGUGGGCAGUGGGUGAGUCCAUGAUCAAAACCUGUAACUUGAGCAUGGGCGAGACUUCUGACCUGUGUCUUGCUAGCUGCUGACCUUGUUUCAAACUUCUUCAAUUGAGCUCUGGACAAGACCUCGUGAUUUUUCCGGAGCUGCUGGUUCCAAGAGCGCACAGAUUGGAAGGCGGCCGGGCGCCCAAACGGGCGCCCCUCCCGCCCGCUUGGGUGGGGGCUCUUGUUCAGCACCGAUGGUCGGAAGAUGGGAGCCGCCGGCAGUUCUGCCACCCAGCAGCGAGCCUGGAAGCGACCGCUUCCGGCGCGGGGCGCGCUGAAGCUGCGCUUCAGCACGAGCAGAUUUGGAGCUGGUUGGCUGGCUGCGCAGGCUGCGCAGUUGCGCAUGUGCAUGUGCAGUUGGCUUGCUCACGAGGCGAAGGAAGAUGGGGCGGAGCGACGAGGCCCGAUUGCGGCGCUGAAAACGAGCUUCUGAGAGGUCUGUGGAGGACCCGUCGCCUUUUGUGGGAGAGAUGCGCGGAAUCUUUUCCGACGAUUCAGGUCUCUGCGGCAAAGAUGAGCAGUACGCUCUCUUGAUGCCUGAUGUGGACACUUGAAUUCGUUCUGAUUGAUUGCUGUCAAUGCGGCCACUGGUGUCACUACCUCCACUGGCACAGAGGCUCAUCAGCUGCAGAUUUGUCACGGGCCAUCUCGGUCUCCAAGCAAUCUCUUGGGUGGUUUCAAGCAGAAACAUGUUCCAGAAACUUUGGGGCCUGAGAGACAGAUGACUCACGUUCUGGGCGCGUCCCGGCUCUUAUUGAUCCUAUUUGGUCACGCAUGGUCACG
This is a messenger RNA of Durusdinium trenchii, 2295 nucleotides long. NCBI's taxonomy places the organism in Eukaryota, Dinophyceae, Suessiales, Symbiodiniaceae. The record is from the annotation of a GenBank genome assembly.